AUGUUAUCUUCGUCUUAUGGAGACAUCGAAAACAGAGGAAACAGAGAGACUGAGAUUCUGAGGAUGAGAAAUAAGUGGGGCAACACAGUUUUGCAUGAGGCUAUGAGGAACCAUAAUCUCAGAAUGGCUGAGUUUUUUAUAAAGGUUGAUCUUGGGCUGGCCUAUUUCAAGAACAACACAGGUGAGUCGCAAUUGUAUCUGGCUGCUAGAGAUGGAGUGCCGGAAAUUGUGAAGUGCAUACUGAUGGCAGCUUGUUAUUCGGCUUAUGGCAGGUCAGAUGGCCAAACAGCUUUGAAUGCUACCAUCGUAGAGGGGUAUUUUGAUGUCAUGGAAGCCCUUGUUAGAGCGAAACCAGAACUAAUAAAAGAAACUGAUCAUCAUGGUAGAACCCCACUCCACUACGCAGCAUCUAUGGGAGACCACAGGACAGUUCAAAGAUUACUUCAACUUCACAUCGACAUAGUAUACAUUUCCAAUCAAGAUGGAGUGUCACCACUUCAUGUUGCGGCAUACAGAGGCCAUACCAACAUAAUCAAAGAGAUCAUCCAAUGUUGCUUGGAUUCUGGAGAACUGCUAGAUCUAAGAGGCCAAAACACUCUUCACUUUGCCGUCCUCAGUGGAAAAUCAAGUGUUAUUAGGUACAUUUUAGAAACAACAGAGCUAGAGGGGCUUAUAAACCAGGGAGCUAUUAUUGCCGAAGAAACCUAUUUAUACUACUUUUCUAGUGCCACUGUGCUCAUAUAUGUUGCACUGUUUUCAACUACUAUCGCCUUCAUAAUUGGAUUGAUUGUUAUUAUGCCCAAUCAACCGGGAAGUUUGUCAGUUCUUGAUUUUUCGCCUAUGUAG
This is a messenger RNA of Camellia sinensis, 846 nucleotides long. The record is from RefSeq and is a predicted model, not a curated record. NCBI's taxonomy places the organism in Eukaryota, Viridiplantae, Streptophyta, Magnoliopsida, Ericales, Theaceae.